Molecule: messenger RNA, 1542 nt
Organism: Exophiala bonariae
Lineage: Eukaryota; Fungi; Ascomycota; Eurotiomycetes; Chaetothyriales; Herpotrichiellaceae
Exons: 2
Coding region: 1-1542 (513 amino acids)
Biological process (GO): carbohydrate transport; transmembrane transport
Cellular component (GO): membrane
Molecular function (GO): carbohydrate:proton symporter activity
Source: RefSeq, a predicted model, not a curated record
AUGGCCGAACCCACGAAGCGUCGCUUCAAGGCGAUUAGUAUGAUCUUUACAGCACUCACAGGACUGGGCUCGGUAUCUUACGGCUACAGCGCGUUUGUGCUCUCCUCAACUUUAGCAGAGCCGUCGUUCUACCACUACAUGAAGCUUGAAGGGCGCCCCGAUGCCAACGACCUGAUUGGUCUGACAGGCUCCCUGUUUCAAGCCGGAGGAUGUCUGGGAUCUUUGCUUGUCUCCUUCUUCGCCGAUCGCUGGGGUCGUCGAGUUGGUAUAGCAUUUCCAGCUGCCUUAUCAGUCUUCUCCGCCGCUCUUCUAGCAGGCUCAGUUAACAUCGGCAUGUUUAUCGUUUUCAGGUUCUUUGCUGGCGCGGCCUCUUGCAUGAUCGUCAGUGCAGUGACUUUAUGGAUCAGUGAGGUUGUUCCUCCGAAUGUUCGAGGAUCAUUUGUCAAUGUCAAUGGCGCAUCCAUAUUGCUCGGUGGUGUUAUGGCUGCUUGGGUUGGAUAUGGCUUCAGCCAUCUUCGGCCUGGUGAUGUCGACAGCAAGCAAUGGCGGGCUCCACUCGCACUAGGGACUCUUCCGGCCUUGAUUCUUCUCUGUUGUCUCUACUGGCUUCCUGAGAGUCCAAGAUGGUUGAUCAGCCAAGGAAGGCACGACGAGGCAAAACGGGUCUUGAGUCGACUGGAAAGCCCGGAAGAAGCCGCCAGCGAGUUCUUGCAAAUCCAUGCACAAAUCCAACACGAUGCGAACUUGGAAAGUUCAUAUAUUUCCAUGGUCACCAAGCCAAGUUACAGAAAACGAACAAUUCUGGCAGUUUUGACAACCUUUUCGACGCAAUUGACUGGACCCUUGGUGAUCGUUAACUAUGGUGCCCUCAUAUAUGCUCAACUCGGAUUCGAUACCAAUAAACAAAUCAUCUAUCAAGGCGGCUGGAUCAUGGUCGGAUUGGCUGGUGGUUUGAUCUCUCUUUUCAUUGUCGACCUUGUCUCACGGCCAGCACUUAUUGCUGGCGGGAUCCUCGGAUCUCUAGCUAUGCUGGCCAUUGAAGCGGCUCUAGUGGCUACUUACGCUACAACUCCCGAGUCCUUGGCCAAUCCGAACCAAAGUGCGCUUCAGGCAGCAGUGGCAAUCUUCUAUGUUUACAUUCUCAUCUUUGAGGCCACGCUGGAAGGUGUUCAAUUUGUUUAUCUUGGGGAGAUUUUCCCAACGCAUCUCCGAGCUAAAGGAAUAGGUAUCGGUAUUUCAGCCUUAUGCCUUAUCAAUAUCAUGUAUCUGCAGGUCGCACCAAUGGCUUUCGCUCAUGUUGGAUGGAAAUUUUAUCUUGCCUUCAUCGUGCCAGGUACAUUCAUGGCGUUUGUAAUCCUGUUUUUCUGGCCAAACACAAGACAAAUGCCCCUGGAAGAUAUUGCUGCAUUGUUUGGUGAUGAAUUUGAGCACGUUGACGAGGCCCGUUAUCCACAAGAAGUGCUCUCCGUUCAUGAUGCUGAGGUCAAAUAUGCAGAGAAAGAAAGACCAGCGGAGAAACUCACGCCUUCUGGGCAAGAUUAG